Molecule: messenger RNA, 1497 nt
Organism: Pyricularia oryzae 70-15
Lineage: Eukaryota; Fungi; Ascomycota; Sordariomycetes; Magnaporthales; Pyriculariaceae
Product: isotrichodermin C-15 hydroxylase
Exons: 7
Coding region: 1-1497 (498 amino acids)
Molecular function (GO): iron ion binding; heme binding; monooxygenase activity
Source: RefSeq, a predicted model, not a curated record
AUGGAAAGCCUGGCAUCUUUAACUCGCUUAAUUCUCAUGAUACCCGUGACGUGCCUAGUAUAUGCCUUUUACCGCGUCGUGUAUAACGUAUUCUUCCAUCCUCUGCGCCAAUACCCCGGUCCCUGGCAUCGCGGUGCCAGCCGACUGCCCUACACGAUCUCCAUCUUCCGUGGCGAUGUGACCUUUAGGGUCAAAGCCCUCCACGACAAGUACGGCAAGGUGGUGCGCAUCACACCAGACACUCUGUCGUACACCGACAGCCAAGCAUGGUCAGACGUAUACAGCCUCAAGAAAACCGGCAGCUCGGGCAAUCUCCCCAAGGAUCCCAAGUUUUACGUCGCUGCUCCAGACACCUCCACCGCCAAUGAUGCCGAUCACCGGAGACUUCGCCGCGUGCAGGCCCAUGCCUUUUCGGAAAAGGCUCUGACCAUGCAGGAGUCCUUUAUACAGCAGCACACGGACCGGUACAUCAAGUGCCUGGAGAGGGCGGCGCAGGAGGCGGACGGGGUCGUCGACGUGGUCAAGUGGGUCAACUUUUUGACGACGGACCUGAUCGGCGACCUCUCGUUCGGCGAGACGUUUGGCGGUCUGGCGUCGGGCAGGCUCCACCCCUGGCUGGAGUCGGUCUUUACGACGCUCAAGACGUUUACCUUUAUCCGCGAGUUCCUCCGCCUCCCCUCCUGGGCCACCAGGCUCGCCGUCGCCUGCAUUCCAAAGCACAUGCUGGAGCAUCAAAGGUCGGCCGUGGCGUUUGGCGCCGACGCUGCCAGGGCCAGGAUCGAGCGCGGCUCGGACAAGCCCGACUUUAUGCAUUAUAUCCUGAGGCAUGAGAAGGACGACGAGAAGGGUAUGUCGCCAGACGAGAUUUACAUGGCCGCCAUCACAUUCAUCGUCGCCGGGAGCGAGACUACCGCGACGAUGAUCUCGGGAACCGUAUACCUCCUCUUACAACACCCCGAUGUCCUGCACAGGCUGGUCUCGGUCAUCCGAACAGACUUCCCAGCGAUUGACGACAUGAACCUGGUCAAUCUCCAACAGCAUGAAUACCUCAACGCGGUAAUCAAGGAAGGGCUGCGGCUAUACCCCCCGGCGGCGGACUUUUUAUUCCGCACCUCGGGUGGCCAGAGCGUCGUGGUCGCCGGGCGAGUUGUGCCGCCCAAGACCAGCUUGACCAUGAACCUGUGGGCCAUGUACAGGGACCCCACCAACUUCCACCGGCCGCUCGAGUUCAUUCCCGACCGCUGGCUGAAGGACGCGCCGGCCGAGUUUGACAAGGACGACAGGGCCUGCUUCAAGCCCUUCAGCGUAGGCCCUAGGGACUGCAUUGGGAAAAAUCUCGCAUAUGCCGAGAUGCGUCUGAUUCUGGCCAAGAUGGCCUGGUCACUUGACUUGCUGUCAGUGGAACCAGACAGCCAGGGUUGGAUCGAGAAGCAGAAGAUAUUCGGCCUCUGGGAGAAGCCGCCUCUGAAUGUCAAGCUGGCCCCUCGCGUUCGAUAG